Molecule: messenger RNA, 6698 nt
Organism: Zootoca vivipara (common lizard)
Lineage: Eukaryota; Metazoa; Chordata; Lepidosauria; Squamata; Lacertidae
Source: RefSeq, a predicted model, not a curated record
AGCCCUCUGGCGGUGGUUUGAGGGGUUGCAUGAAUAAAGCAACGCUUCUUGCCGUGCUUGGCUGAGGCAGGUGACACCACGGCUGGGUCAGCGGUGAAGCCCGAACGCAGGCCUGCAGGCGACAGCCAUGGCCGGGCGCUUCCUCCGGUUGCUCUUCAGGGGCAAGUAAGGAGCGGGGCGGGAGAAGGGAAAGUCUCAAGAGGGGCCGGCCAAAGCGAUAGAAAGGGCGCCGCCGCCGCCAUUAUUCCCUCUCAGGUGAAAGGGGUCGACCAGCCGCACCCGCAGGGGCGAAGCGCCGCCUUUCCCCUCUCCUUUUGGGGAAAUUGGUUUCUCCCACCAAGGAGCGCCCUCAGCCUUGGGGACCGUACUAACGAAGCAUGGGGGAGGGGGGGAGAGAAGAGAUAAACCUGGGGAAAGUAGGGGGAAGUGUGCGAGGUGUAAAUUUCAUUUCAUUUCGACUCCUGUUCCCCACCCCACCUCAAAAAAACCUAAAUAAACCCAGAAACGAGUUUGCGCUAGAAAUCUAUUACUCAUGCUAUAUUUCUCAUGGUUGCAAAAUUAUGAAUGUAGGAAGAAACAAUGCAAACAAUGAGGGGUUGUGUGAGUUUUUUUAUAUAGCGUAGCUGUAAUAACUGGGCAGCAGCAUGUGACUUAUCUCUUCCCCCAGCCAACCAUUUCAUACUGCAUUGCAUUGCAAUUUUGUUUCCCACCCUUUUCUCCAAAGGAGCUCAAGGUGGAAUUACAUACAGUAGUUCUCUUUCCCCUUCUUCGUUGAACCCUCCACAACAACCCUGUGAGGCAGGUUAGGUUGAGAAGAGGCGGCUGGCCCAGCCAGAAAAGGCUGUGCCUUGCAGCAACGAAUCUUUUACCCAUGUAAAAACGCGGAGAGAAGAGCCCUGCCGGAUGAGUCCAAAGGCCCAUGAUAUUCUAGCCCAGCAUUCUGGGAUCACAGCAGCCAACCAGAUGGCAAGCCUGCAAGUGACAUGUGAGCGGAAACAGUAUCUGAUUCCCAGGCAAACCUGCGAGAUAGGUUAGGAGAGAAAGUGACGCCGCCCCCGUCCCCCUGGUCUUAAUCCAGCACUCUAACCAGGGCACCACACUGCCAAUGGACGUCUACUUUGAAGAAAGCACCAUCGAGUCCAGUGGAGACUUCCUCCCAUGUAAAAUGUGCAUAGGGUUACUAACUGAAGUCUUCUUUCUUGUGGUGGUGGGCUUUUUUUAACAAUAGUUUUAAACGAAUAUAUUUAUUUGACAUUAUUAUAAUAAUCAAAUCUCACCCGCCCCAAUAUGGAGCUGCUUUUUUUCGGGGAGGGGGAGAUCACAGAACUGUAGAGUUGUCAACUCCCCUAGAACUGAGGGUUUCUUCAUUUGUUUUGCUCAUUUGGGCAGCUCCCGCUUUAUCCAGGAGAAAACGAUGAAUGGAAGUGGGUGGAUUCCAGUGCGAACUCGGAAAGUCGUUGCGCGGAGGGUAGCUUGGGCUCCUCUACAUUUCCCCCCCUCCAUAUCUCUUGCCUCCAAAACUAGAGUGACUGACGGCACAUCCUUUUCCCUCAUUCGCCCCGCCCCCCUCUCUCGCCCAUUGGUGCUUGCGUUGAAAUUCCCGCGCGCGCGAGGGAGGCGGUUAGGCGGGGAGGGAAAAAGCGCGGGCUUCUUCAUUUUCCUCAGGAUUAACAGCCUCUCCUUAACUCUUGUUUCUCCCGCCUUUUUGUGUGUGUCGCUCUCUCUCUUUCGCGCUCCCAACAUGCCUUGUUCUGAAGCGGACCUCGCCUCUUCCCCUAGCAAGAGGCCAAAAGUCUCCGGCUGUGAGGCUCCCGGCGAGAAACUCCGCUUCUCCAAGCUGUCUGAAAACGCGUCCGCUCCUUCCAGGGGCUCCUCCCGGGCUGCGGGCUAUGACUUGUACAGUGCAUAUGAUAUUGAAAUCCCUGCUUCAGGGAAGGGUGUAGUGAAAACAGACAUUCAGAUUGCCCUUCCUUCUGGAUGUUAUGGUCGAGUAGCUCCUCGCUCUGGUUUAGCUGCAAACCACUUCAUAGAUGUUGGUGCUGGGGUUAUUGAUGAGGAUUACAGAGGAAAUGUUGGUGUUGUACUGUUUAACUUUGGAAAGGAGCCCUUUAAAGUUAAAAAGGGGGACAGAAUUGCCCAGCUGAUCUGUGAGCGCAUCUACUAUCCUGAGCUUGAAGAAGUCCAGGUUUUGGAUGAAACAGAACGUGGCUCAGGAGGUUUUGGAUCAACUGGCCAAAAAUAAGGAUAGCUGUUACUUGUAGUAAAUAAUUUCAUUUCCCUUGGUUUUGUAUAGAGCUUUUUUGUAUAAAUAAAACUUCUUUUGGUAGACUUGCUUUCUGUUCAUAAAGAGUUGCUGAAGUUACAACCAUUAUUCAAGGAAAAUAACUUGAAGAUGUGUUACAACAUACUAUUCUCUGCAUACUUAUGUUCAGUAGGUGUCAAUAUCAUGCUACUGUGGUUUAGUGGUUAAGAGCGGUAGACUUGUAAUCUGGGGAACCAGGUUCGCGUCUCUGCUCCUCCACAUGGAGCUGCUGGGUGACCUUGAGCUAGUCACACUUCUUUGAAGUCUUUCAGCCCCACUCACCUCGCAGUGUUUGUUGUGGGGGAGGAAGGGAAGUGAUAAAGCGGGAUAUCAAAUCCAAAAUCAUCUUCUACUAGAGGGCAGAGGAUUUUUCAAGUGAAAACUAUUAAGGACUACAAAAGGCACUUGAAGCUCUUCACAGAAUUACUUACAAAAUAUUAGUGAUGUCAUAACAAAAAAUGACUUUAUAAAAUCACACUUAAAAUAAAGACUGAAACAAAAGCAGCAAGAAGCAAAGAAAAUAAUAAAAUGAUCACCUAGCAAAUGCCUAGAAUAUGAACGACUAAUCUGAAAAGCCAACAGUGAUGCCAAUACAUCCAGGGAGGCUAGUACAUAAUGGGACACCACAACAUAAAUGGUCCUAUUCCUGGGUGCAACAAACCUGAUCCACAUCUUUCAAACCAAUCUGCAAAACAGAACUUGCUCAUCAGAUUUUGUGCUUCCCACCCAGUUCUUGACUCAAAAUGAAAAUAUUGAGAGGAAGAUAUUUAGGAAUGCAUGGUAUUUAUGAUUGAGUCCUUAACUGACCACCUGACUUGCUUUUUGAUAAACGACUAUUAAGUGUUUAUAAUCUGCUUUCACCAAUACUUUGUUACUUCAAUCUCAGAAUAGAAAUGAACAUUAAGAAAAGAGGCAAUAUUCAACAAUCACAGAAUCCAUAAAACAAUUCCAACAAGCAGAUUAACAUCUUCAUAAUGAAAUGAACAAAACACAGCAGUGAGGAGAACAAUUAGAAUUUCCAAUUUCGGUAAACCAAAUACGUGUUAAAGAAAAUAGGAUAUCCAGAUGACUUUAGCAACAGUUCCCAACCCUUAUCUCCUCUGGGGUAGCCCACUAAUGUCCCCUUUCUGUGCCAACAGACUCUAACCCGUGUUUCCAGGGAACCCGGCCAGAUGGGCGGGGUAUAAAUAAUAAAUUUUAUUAUUAUUAUUAUUAAAGAAAACUGCCUUCAUAUCAGUUGAAGGCCCAAAUGCAGACAAUUCCAACAAUGAAAAGUGGGAGGCAUCUAAGGGAACCAGUAUGGCUGCAUAAGGAGUUUACAGAGGAGAUGUAAGAAGGACAUGUAUAAGAAAUGGAAGAAAGGGGAAAUCACAAAGGAGCAGUAUAUACGAGUAGCCAACAGUUUCAGGGUGAAGGUCAGGCCGGCUAAAGCUCAGAAUGAAUUCAGGCUUGCAAGAGAGGUUACAAAAGGUUUCUUCGGCUAUGUCUGUAGCAAGAGGAUGAACAAGCAAGUGUUAGGUCUUUGCAUGGAGAAAUGCUAUUGGGUGAUGGAGAAGGUGGAACUACUCAACACCUAUUUUGCCUCUGUCGUCACCCAAAAGGAAAGCGAUGCCCAACCUGGUGAUAACAAAUAAAUGAUGUAAGGCAGGAGCUGCAGCCCAAGACAGGAAAAGAGGUAGUAAAGGAACACCUAAUUGUUGAAUUCAAAUCUCCAGGACCUGCAAAGGAGCUUUUGAACGUAAUCUCAGCCUUUUUCUAUGAUCUUUGAGAAUUUUGGAGAACAGGUGAGGUCCCUGCAGACUGGAGGCAGGCCAGGCAAAUGCUGUCCCCAUCUUCAAAAAGGAAAAAAAAGACCCAGGUAACUACCGAUGAGUUUGACAUCAAUACCAGGGAAGGUGCUAGAACACAUAGAUAAUUAAUAGAGAAUUAGAAGAGGAUGUUAUGAUGACCAUGACCUAGUAUGGGUUUCUAAAAAAUAAGUCGGGCAAAUCUCAUUCCUUUUUUUUAAUGGAGUUACAAGUUUAGUGGAUCGGGAAUACUGUGGACAAUAUUGUAUCUUGAUUUCAAUAAGGCUUUUGACAAAGUCCCCUAUGAUACUCUGGCAAGGAAGCUGGUAAAAUGUGGGUUAAAUGAGGUAAUUUAGAUGGAUUUGUAGUUUGUUGACUGACCAGACCCAAAGAGUACUCAUUAAUGGUUCCUAAUCAUCCUGGGUAAAAGUGACUAAUAGGAUGCUGUAGGGUUUUGUCCUGGGCCUGUUGUUCAACAUAUUCAUAAAUUACUUGGAUUAAGGAAUUGAGGGGAUGCUCAUCAAAUUUGCAGAUUACGCUAAGCCGGGAGGGGUAACUAAUGCCACAGAAGACAGAAUCAGAAUUCAAAGUAACUUAACAGAUUGGAGAACUGGCUCCAAGCUAACAAAAUGUAAUGUUCUGCACAUAGGCAGGAAGAACCAGAUUGAGAACACUUGGCUUACUAACAGUACAUGAGAAAAGGAUCUAGGGGGUCACAUGUUGCAGCAGCAAAAAAGCUAAUGUUACUUAGGCUGCAUAAACUAGAAGUAUAGUGUCCAGACUCAAAUGCGUGACUUGAAGUUACAAGAAAGGAGAUUCUGACUAUAACUCGGGAAUAACUUUCUGACAGAGCUGUUCAACAGUGGAGCAGUCUCCCUCUGGAGGUUGUGGACUCUCCCUGGAGGUUUUUAAGCAGAGGUUGGAUGGCCAUCUGUCAUGGAUGGUUUAGUUACAGUUCCUGCAUUGCAGGGGGUUGGAGUCCCUUCAAACCCUAUGAUUUUGUGAAUUAAGACUAGCUGCUGAGCAUCAGGUACCCUUGUUCAGCUAAUGCUAAAGGAAAGCAUAUUUGAAAUUAUUCCUACCUGAUAAACAAAACAUUUUACUUUAUGAUUCAUGUUUCAAAACCUAAUUUAGAAAGUUAGUAUUUUGCUGAAGAGAAACUGCAGAACCCAUGCCAGGAAGGAUCUGGGAAAAGUCCAUCUACCUCAAUGGGAAAGUAAUGCUUUCAAGUUCACCUCAAGCUGAACUUUUCCAAUAUAAACACUGGAGAAUUAUUAAGCUUUCUAACUACUCUUGUUUCCCGGUGGCUUCCAAGUGCAUCCUGCUGAACUAGCAGCCUAGCAAAAUUUUACUUACAUCAGCAUUUAUUUUGUCAUCCUGAGCCCCCACAGUGUAAAGAGUUGAGAAAACAAAACUCACUUAAAAACAUGACAACUGUAUACAAAAUAUAAAUCAACAAAUGACAUUGCUUUUUAACCAGCAUGGGCAGUCUGAGAAUCAAAGGAAACAAAAUUGUAUAUAGCUAGGUCUAAUUUCCAAUAUUAUUACCAUCUGCAGAUCUUAUAGCUCAAGACAAAGUGCAAAUGAUUGACAUGGGGGGUGUUACUGCAGAUGUACAGGUUUAUGAACUAGCGUUUUUAUUUUAAUACAUUUUUAUCAUGCCUCUCCUGAAGAGAGUCCACAGUGACAUACAUGGUUCUCCCUAUAGUCCACGGGUGGCCAACUCCCAAGAGACUGCGAUCUACUGACAGUUAAAAACUGGCAGUGAUCUACCCCCUUUUUUGCGUUCAGGUCAAAGUUGUUCAGCUUUUUUUUAGGGAGGAGGAAAGCCCUGUUUUUGGGGGGUGCAGGGCAAAAAUGUUAAGCUUUUUUUAGGGGGGCAAAGUUGUUGAGCUUCUUUGGGGGGAGCCAGUGAUCUACCACAGACGUGCAGUGUUGGACGUGCCUGCUAUAGUCUAUCUGACACAGCUUUUUAUGAGGUAAAACAGAAUAUUUGAACCUUGCCCUCCCCAGCCCUAGUUUAAUACUGACUGCUACCCUUUGUCAUAGCAUGGCUGUUAAAAGACCUUGCAAUUUCUUAUGCAGUGUUGGUUUACAAAGCUGUCCCUUUGCACCUAAGCUUGAUUAUGUUGUUUAGUCGUUUUGUCGUGUCCGACUCUUCGUGACCCCAUGGACCAUAGCACGCCAGGCACUCCUGUCUUCCACUGCCUCCCGCAGUUUGGUCAAACUCAUGUUCGUAGCUUCAAGAACACUGUCCAACCAUCUCGUCCUCUGUCGUCCCCUUCUCCUAGUGCCCUCAAUCUUUCCCAACAUCAGGGUCUUUUCCAAGGAUUCUUCUCUUCUCAUGAGGUGGCCAAAGUAUUGGAGCCUCAGCUUCACGAUCUGUCCUUCCAGUGAGCACUCAGGGCUGAUUUCCUUCAGAAUGGAAAGAUUUGAUCUUCUUGCAGUCCAUGGGACUCUCAAGAGUCUCCUCCAGCACCAUAAUUCAAAAGCAUCAAUUCUUCGGUGAUCAGCCUUCUUUAUGGUCCAGCUCUCACUUCCAUACAUCACUACUGGGAAAACCAUAGCUUUAACUAUACGGACCUUUGUAGGCAAGGUGAUGUCUCUGC